Messenger RNA from Prorocentrum cordatum, 3336 nucleotides. Lineage: Eukaryota; Dinophyceae; Prorocentrales; Prorocentraceae. The record is from the annotation of a GenBank genome assembly.
AUGGGCAGGAAGCGUGCUGCCAGCGCGGCCGCCCCAGCCGCUGGCGGCCCCUCUGGGGACGCCGGCGGCCGCGGAGCGCGCGGCGGCGCUCGCGGUCGGGGAAGCGGGCGUGGCAAGCGCGCCAAGACGGCAUCAGCGAGCGAGAGGGAGGCGACCUUGGUGGGGCCGCUGGUGAUCAGGAAGAAGACUACGGACACCAGUGGCGGAGGAGUUUGCGGGCGCUGCGGGGCCACUGAGAGCAGUGACAACCCCUUCCCCGACGCGAAGAUGCCCAACGAGCAGAUCCAGAAGUUCGCCCACGCGUGCUCCUACCACUUCUGCGGCUACGUGAAGGGCAAGUUCUGGAUGGACUUCAACUGGUCUUCGAUGUGUGCCACGUGCGAGCAGGACGAGGAGCUUGCCGAGAGCUUCGAGGCGGCCUGCGAGACGAUCGACGGCAGUCGCGAGGCCUCCUCCCUGCCGCAGGCCGUAUCGACGGACCACCAGACAGGCAUCAUGGUCUUUCCAGACUGCAUCUUGAUCACGGAGAAGCAGUACCAGGCCGACAUCGCCCCGACAGGGGCUUCCGCCUUGCUGCCGUCUCAGGCUGGCGAGCGCGAGACGACGCUCCAGAACGAGAUGAAGGGCGAGUCCGUCACAGGAAUUUUGGCGAGGGACCCGCAGUCGCCCUACCUCAAGGCGCGCAGGUUCAGCACGGUGAUGGGCAGCCGCGUCGAGAAGGCGCUGAGCGCAGAGGACUACUGCAAGGACGGCGCAGGCAUCGCUUGCGAGGACGUGAUCAACAGGCUGCUGCGGGAGGGGCUGCCCGUCUCAUUGAGGGGGCACGUCGACAUCCCUACGGUGUCCGAGCUCAAGCUUCGAGCCGUCGGCGCAGCCAGGGCGCUCGGGCUGGUCGGGCCCGAUGGGCCUCACGGGCUCUCCCAGGUGGCAGGCGGGGGCCCGCUCGCGAUCGCUGACGCAAUCGUUGACGGCACCGUCGGCGACUCAGGGCUUGCUGCACAAGGGCCACGCGGCGGCCAGGCGACUCGCAGUGGCGGGGCUGUCGUUGCCCAGCAGCCCGAGUCCGAGGCGUGCGGACAUGUUCCUGACGGACUCGACGGAGAUGGUGCAAGCGUUCCGAGGCUCGAUGUGACUGCUGAGCCGUCGGUCGCGGGCAAUCGCAGCGACCGUCGAGGAAGCGCAAGCGCCGCGGCGUGCCAGACGCCACCGUCCGCCAAGGGGAAGACCCCGCCAGCCGAUGCGAAGGAGAGGGAUCGGUACCAGGAGAUCGUCGCCAGCAUCAACAUGGGCCUCCUCUUGACGAAGGGCGCCAACCACAGCACCGGCGAUCGCAUUUACGCCUUGAAGCGCUUCAAGCCGAAGAGCGAGCUCAUCGAGAGCCUCCAGCGGACGGCACUCGCCGACAUCGAGACCUGCACCUCUCUCGGUGGCAACGCGCUGGAGGUCAUGUCGCUGGACACGCGGGUCCGCUUGCUCAAGAAGAUCAGGCGCGUGAAGCUCGACGGCGCCGAGUCGUGGAUGAUCAACUUGUGCGCGGUGGCGACCAGGGAGGCCAACGAUCCGAGCAUCAAGGUUGACAUCGCACUGCCGUGGAAGUCUUAUACGGUUGGAGAUUUCUCGCCGCUGGCGCCGUCGAUGGCAGAAGUCGGCAUCGCAGCUGACCGCAUCAUCGACGAGGGCAGGGAUUUCUUCAUCAGCAACGUGGUCUUGCCUUUGACUCGGGCGGACGUAGUCGACACGGAGUACAUGAGUGCCUUGAUCAGUGCCCUCCUCGUGCGCGUCGGCGACCAGACGAUCCGCGAGGAGGCUGGCCCGUGCAAGAACCUCGCCUACGAGAUCUUCGUGUUCACCGAGGCCGUUCGCGUGUUGCUCGACUCAUCACCCACGGCGUUGCUGGAGUGCACGUGCAGGUCUGAUGUGCGCAAGCUCCUGCGAGAGGAGUUCGGGGCGACGCGGCGCACCGUCGUGACCACCUUCGGUGCUGAGUGGCAGGAGGUGCUGGCUGAGUACAAUCGCGCCUACUUCUCCGACGUGAAGUACGGGGAAAAGGUCAAGCACGUCAUGGAUAUCGUAUCGGGGCCCACUCCCAUUAGCGAUGCUAGCAUUCAGGAUGUCAUCGGCAAUCUGCUGGAAUGGGGCGCAUUCCUCCGCAAGGGCGCCGCUUCUGGCAUGCUGGACUCGUUCCACGAGCAGGUGGUCGGGUGGAUUGGCGUCCAGACCGCCCAGCUGGAACAGGGAGGACACACACCGACCAUGGACUUCUCGAAGAGCCUGAACUUGAAGCUCCUCGAACUCAUCUCCGAGAUGCCGAAGAUCCGCGGCGUGGACGAGGUCGCCAUUCAGAAGUUCAACAAGCUGCAGAGCAACGUGGAGGCGAUGGGGUCUAAGUUCCACAUCCACGGCCAGGCUACCAAGCUUCGCGAGGCGUGCUCACAGUUCGACCCUUCUGACGCGAACUCCGUGAAGACCAUCACUGGCGCGCUGAACUCCACUAUGGGCGAAUUGUUCGGUUCACAAGCUUGCGUGGCCGCGAUGGGUUCUUGCGCUCAGGUCUGCUUGUCGCACGCCGCAGCUGUGGGUGCCGACUCAGCCAAGAGGUGCGAUUUCACAUCGAACUUAGCCGACUAUGCCGAGAAGAUAAAGACCAUCGCGAUGAUUGCCACCGCACUCUUGAACCGCAUCCUCGAUCCCAACGCUGAGGCCAAGCAUAUGAUGACUACGUGCAAGUGCUUGCGCAUCCUGCUGACCCUGAUGGUUCAGGUCGGGGAGCUUGUCAAGGUCGAGCCGUUCUCCGAGGUGAACGAUGCUGUCAUCGAGGCGUCGGCCGAUGACAACCCAGCUCAACCAGGCAAUCCGACAGCCCCACGCGGCUCGAACCUCGAGGACUACAAGCCUGCCCCCGCCAUGCUGGAGUUCGCGGGUUUGGCAAAGUCCGUUGUCCAGAAGGCCCGCGCCGUGAUCAAGGAGUUCUCGGGGGGGAUGUUCAACAAUGGCGGCGAGCACUGGUCGAAGGGCGCGGAGCUUGAGACCUGGGAGCAGUUGUCCGACCACGCGAAGCGCACGCUCUUCAAGCAGAAGGGGAUCACGGUCACGGUGCGCAAUCGCGAAAAGGAGUUGCACAACCACAUGGUCUCGCUGAAGGAGAUCGCUGCUGAUCACGGUGCCAAGGAUCAGUACACAGAGUUCGAGAAGAAGGCGGCCGACAUCAAGGAGACGCUCUUCGCGUUCAGGGAUGAACUGCACGACGCGAAGCUGUUCAGCGAGAAGGACGCGCACCCGAUGGUCACCAUGAAGUUCGAAGCAAUGCAGGCGGAGGCCAACAACGAGCAGCACUGA